AUGGAAACGUACUACGGCUUUGUAAGCACCAGCGAAGACGCCCUCGCCUUGUUCGAGGCGUGUCGGCUAGGAUACAAGCAGCGGGUGCCACGACGCCUCAGCGACGCCGAGCGCGCAGCCAUUCGAUCAGGGUCGAUAUUUGUUUGGGAGGAGAACGAGUCUGGCAUGAAGCGGUGGACGGACGGGCGCAGCUGGUCGCCGUCCCGCGUGCAGGGCUGCUUUCUGACAUACCACGAGUGGGAGGGCCGGCGCCGAGCGCAGCGACACCCGACAUUCCACACAAUGCACGGCUUCAACAUGUCGAUGCUGCCAGCGUCGAUGGCGGGCAUCCACGGUAUGCCAUCACAGCCCAUUCCCAUGGGUAUCGCCCGGUACGGGCAUUUUACAGGCGGACCAACCAAGGCAGGCUCGUCGCAGGUACAGUACGGGUUCCCCAAGGAGAACGGCAUGCUAAAGAAGGCAUUGUCAAUCAAGACCAACGACGGCAAAAAGCUGCAUAUCAUCGCGUACUACUCCAAGGAGGACCAUGCGCGCCGCCGGCUGCUGACACCCACCAACGACCCCAACUUCCCCAAGCUGGUGGUGCCGCCCAACCUAUAUCCCGACAUGUCGCCC
Messenger RNA from Linderina pennispora, 615 nucleotides. RefSeq lists its product as uncharacterized. NCBI's taxonomy places the organism in Eukaryota, Fungi, Kickxellomycota, Kickxellomycetes, Kickxellales, Kickxellaceae. The annotation marks the transcript as partial. The record is from RefSeq and is a predicted model, not a curated record. The transcript has a single exon. Gene Ontology annotation, molecular function: DNA binding.